AUCGUCGAAACAAACAUAGGCGAUAACGUGACUGCUACGUUAGAUACAUCUUGCUAGCAAGCUACCUUGCAACAAAUUAACUCUCAACUUUUUUAAAUUUCAAAAUACAUAGGGAAUUUUUCCAGUUAUCUACAUGAUUCAGUCACGGGUUUAAUUCAUUAAUAAUUGUGAUUACAAACGCACAAUGGAAGUUGAAAACAGACUUAAAAAGAGAGGUCAUGGCGAGGAUGGGAAGUCCGCCUCUGAGGGCGAGGAGGCUGAGGACUACGUACCGUAUAUUCCCGUCAAGCAGAGGAAAAAGGAGAUGUUGGACAAGAUCCAGCGUCUGCGAGGGAAAGGGUUGCUGGAGGAGGAGAACAAGGACAGCGGUGGGGAGCAGAGGGAUGAGGACGAAGGGCUCGGCCCACGCUCAAACGUCAGCCUGCUGGACCAGCAUCAGCACCUCAAGGAGAAGGCAGAAGCUCGCAAAGAAUCCGCCAAAGAGAAGCAGCUGAAGGAGGAAGAGAAGAUUUUGGAGAGUGUGGCAGAAGGGAGGGCUUUGAUGUCGGUAAAGGAAAUGGCUAAAGGCAUCACAUACGAGGACCCAAUCAAAACAAGUUGGAAGCCUCCUCGCUACAUCAUGGGCAUGCCCCCAGCAAGACAUGACAGGGUAAGGAAGAAAUAUCACAUUCUUGUGGAUGGGGAAGCGGUUCCUCCACCAAUCAAGAGCUUCAGGGAAAUGAAACUCCCUCAAGCUAUAUUGAAGGGACUGAAAAAGAAAGGAAUCGUUCACCCAACACCUAUUCAGAUCCAAGGAAUCCCAACCGUUCUUUCUGGCCGAGACAUGAUUGGCAUUGCGUUCACUGGCUCGGGGAAGACGCUGGUCUUCUGUCUGCCCAUCAUCAUGUUCUGUCUGGAGCAGGAGAAGAGGUUGCCCUUCAACCAGCGAGAGGGGCCUUAUGGCCUCAUCAUAUGCCCAUCGAGAGAGUUGGCCAGGCAGACCCACAGCAUCAUUGAGAUCUACUGCAAGCUGCUGGAGGACGAGGGAGCGCCCAACAUGCGCAGCGCCCUCUGCAUUGGAGGCAUGUCUGUCAAGGAGCAGAUGGAGGUGGUCAAGCAUGGAGUGCACACGAUGGUGGCCACCCCAGGCCGACUCAUGGACCUGCUCCAAAAGAAGAUGAUCAGCUUGGACAUCUGCCGCUACCUCGCCCUGGACGAGGCUGACAGAAUGAUUGACAUGGGUUUUGAAGAGGACAUCCGAACCAUCUUCUCCUAUUUCAAGGGUCAAAGGCAAACCUUGCUGUUCAGUGCUACCAUGCCCAAGAAGAUUCAGAACUUUGCCAAGAGUGCCCUGGUCAAGCCAAUCACCAUCAACGUGGGGCGAGCAGGUGCUGCCAGCUUGGACGUUAUUCAGGAAGUGGAGUAUGUGAAAGAAGAGGCGAAAAUGGUGUACCUUUUGGAGUGUCUGCAAAAAACUCCCCCACCAGUGCUGAUAUUUGCUGAAAAGAAGGCAGAUGUGGACGCCAUUCAUGAGUACCUUCUUCUUAAGGGCGUGGAAGCCGUUGCAAUCCAUGGAGGGAAAGAUCAAGAGGAGCGAACCAAAGCCAUUGAGGCAUUCAAAGAGGGCAAGAAGGAUGUGUUGGUGGCCACCGACGUCGCCUCCAAAGGUCUGGACUUCCCAGCCAUACAGCAUGUGGUCAACUAUGACAUGCCAGAGGAGAUUGAGAACUAUGUGCACAGAAUAGGCAGAACUGGACGUUCGGGGAUGACUGGAGUUGCAACAACCUUUAUCAACAAGGGAUGCGAUGAAUCUGUUCUCAUGGACCUCAAGGCCUUGUUGAUCGAAGCCAAGCAGAAGGUCCCACCGGUUCUCCAGGUUCUGCAGACGGGGGACGAAACCAUGCUCGACAUUGGAGGAGAAAGAGGUUGUACGUUCUGCGGCGGUCUGGGCCAUCGUAUUACAGACUGUCCCAAACUGGAGGCCGUGCAGACGAAGCAGGUCACCAACAUCGGGCGCAAAGACUACCUGGCUCACAGCUCUAUGGACUUCUGAGUCUGCUCUGUCAGCAGCUGUGUGAGAUACUUAAACGUCGAAGCCAAGAAAGCAUUUUUGGCGUUGGACCAACUAGUUUUGAAAAGACGUGUACAGUUCAGUAUCAUGUUCAAACUGAAUAUAGACCUUUGUAUCUUUUUUAAGUGAGCUGUGGUUUUGUAUUUGUGGGUGGGUUUAUUUCAGGCCGGAUUGAGUCAUGUGGUUUAAGCGCGCUGCAAUGCAACAGACCUUGUCCAUGAAGUUGUUACCGGCGUGAACGUUGUGAAAAAACACUUCUUUAAUCCUCAUAUUGUGUGUUUUUUUUUUCCUUUUGGCUUAAUGAAAAGCUGCAAAAAUAAGAUGUAAAUAAAGUUUUUGAAUGUA
Molecule: messenger RNA, 2395 nt
Organism: Clupea harengus (Atlantic herring)
Lineage: Eukaryota; Metazoa; Chordata; Actinopteri; Clupeiformes; Clupeidae
Gene: ddx41
Product: DEAD-box helicase 41
Biological process (GO): mRNA splicing, via spliceosome
Molecular function (GO): RNA helicase activity; nucleic acid binding; zinc ion binding
Source: RefSeq, a predicted model, not a curated record